AUGCGGCUCUCUAAGGAUAGCUUGCGCUUUAGCGAUAAUAAGGCAAACUUCACUUAUGACAGUGAAGAAAACGAAUAUGUUGGCGAAGAAUACCAACGGCCACCCAAAACCUACGAUGACCGUGGCUUGCUGAACUUCCUUUUCAUUGGCUGGGCAAAAUCAUGGGUGAAGUACAUAUGUACUCAUUUUAUUACCCCGGAGACUGUGCACCGGCUCCCGAAGGCCGACCAGAUCUCGUACUGGCAGCCGAUCCUAUCGAAGCACAUCAGCGAUGGAUUGCUCAGGUUGGAGAAGGCUGAGUCGGAUGCCGUACUUAAUGGCAAUGUCUCAAAUAAGGAGAAGCCUCAUCGCAGCAUACUCCUUCGUGCAAUCCUGCUUACCUUCUGGCGGCGCAUAGUGCUGUCGCUACUGUUGAUGAUGGUCAUGAGCAUGUCCACCGUUGGAACCAUCGUCCUUUUGAAGCAUCUACUGAAAACAUUAUCUCAGAAGGACCAGGGUUGGGGGAACAUCGUCGCAGCGGUAUUAUCGAUAGUAGGUCUUGAGGUAUCGAGGACGUUCCUUGAUCAGCACGCGAACUUCUACUACAUGCGUCUGCAAAACGUCAUGGAAGUGGCAAUAUCGCUCAGUCUUUUCCAGCAUGGCUUAUGCCAUCGCAAGGACUAUACAAACUUGAUGCAGCGUCGAGGAGUUCGGGAGGGGUGCAAAGGUGCCGUCCAUUCGUGGCCACCGGUGGAUGACAAUUGUUGUGAAGAUCCCCUCAUAUGCCCGGCCCGGCGCCACAAAAACAACGAGCUCCCACCAAGCAUGUACACGUUUCUAUUUGUCGACACCUACUUCAUAAUAUCUCUCGUGGACGCAACCGUGAUGCUUAUGCGUUUCACGUGCAACAUGACUCUGGGUAUGAUGCUCAUAUACACUCAAACAGGUAUGAGCGUCCUAUGGCCAAUACUUGUUAUCGUGAGCAUCACAAUUCUAAUGGUGGUUGUGGAAGCUGUGAACGGGCUAAAUAUAUCUCAUGCACUCCAAUCGAAGGACGAACGCAUUUCAAAAAGUUCGGAAAUUAUCGGCUGUAUGAAAUUGUUGGAGAUGACGGGCAUCGAAGAUGUUGGGUAUGAGAUCAUCAAAAACAGCCGGGAUGAUGAGCUGUCGAUUAUGCGGGUGAUCGGCACUGUUGUCUACCUGGUUGUCAUCACUGAUUUCAUAAGGAAGUUGAAGACAGUUUCAAAUGACAGCAGCUUUGACAUAUCUGCGCCGAUUACCUUGCUUCACAUAGUGCAUACCAUUGUCGGUUCCUUCGACCAUCUACUCAAAAGUUUGAAGAUGGUUGUCGAGGGUGUGGCAUCCGUGCGCAGAGUGGAGAGAUUCAUUCGCGAGUGCUCCCCUAACUUCUACGCCACGAGGCCGGAGGCUCAUUCCGAUACACUGGAGAAUGAGUUGAAAGUGCAUGAUCCGAUAAGAGAUUCGACGAUGCCUAAUUACACAUUAGUGCUGUUCAAGAAUGCUUCUUUCAAUUGGAUUGCCAACAGGCAAGAUGCACUGAUUCCAAAGGAUUCCGAUUCAUUUGUACUUUCCGAUGUUACCUUCGAGCUUAAGCGUGGUGAGAUAAAGAUAAUUACGGGUAAUCAGGGUUGCGGUAAGACGAGCUUCAUCAAAGCGAUGCUGGGUGAGAUGAGUCUGGUGUCUGGAAGCAUGGCCGUGGCGCCACUGUCCACUGGGAUGCCCAUAUUCUACACAUCGCAGGAGGUGUGGCUGCCCAGCGGAAGCAUCCGUUCGAUCAUCACGUUUGGCUACGCCUUCGACGAGGACAUCUACAAGCGGGUGACUUCGGCGGUCGAACUCGAGUCUGACUUCGCCUCGUGGGAGGACGGUGACAUGCGUGUGAUCUCCGAGAAGGGAUAUUCCCUGAGUGGCGGUCAGCGUGUGAGGCUGAGUCUGGCGCGUGCACUCUACGCCUACCUGGUCUUCAGCAAGGCCAACGAACGCCUGGUCGGGGAUCGGUGUUGUUUCUUGGUCUGCCUGGACGAGCCUUUCAAUGGUUUGGACCCGACUGUCGCAGGCUCCAUAUUCAACAACCUCUUCAACAAGAACGCGGGGCUGCUGGUCGGGGACGACGUUGCCGUGGCCAUGGCGAUGUCACCCGUAACUAUUUCAAUAUGCACCUCACUCGACAUAUUGGAUGACCUGGCAGAAAUCCAUAUCCACAAUGUUACUGGAGCUCAGGUAACCAUAAUGGAUUUUAUGGGGAAGCAGCCACCAAGCGGAAUCAAGGUGCACGUGGCUGCAUCUGAAGACAAAGUGUCAGAGUUAGAGAACAAAGUUCCUUACAAUAGUUUUGCAACAUUAAGAAAGAGCCAUUUGAUGGAUUUAAAGCAAUAUGGUAUUGUGAAUCGUCUACAAACACUUAGAGACGAAGUGGACCUUGGUGCGCACGAUUUGCCAGGGGAGGUGGAGGUCCAGAACAAAAAAUGUCUAACAGGUCCUUCAUAUGGGACAUAUAUUUCUGCAAUGGGACUGUGGUACACUCUUGCAGUUUCAGUGCUAUUAACUGCAGGGGUUGCUGUCGAUAAGGCCUUCGGGGUUCUGGUGGCCCAUUGGUCAGACCUCGUUAAGAAGUUGGAGGGCCAGGAAGGCGAUACGAUAGUGAGGGCAAGUCAAAUAAUGAAUGAACACGAAGAGACCGCGCGAAAAAUGGGAAUACUGGCAUCGUUUUUCAUUAUUCUCAUCUUUGCGGGGAUGUUCACCGCCAUAUUCGCGAACAUUCGUGCGUCCAGGAGAAUCCACGAAUGCAUCAUGAAUUCUCUGUUUAACAAGUCCGCUGCGGAGGUCAAACUAAAGGGCUCGUUGGCAACUACAGUGACGUUCCUCUCGUCAGAUAUAUAUUACAUUGAUGAGCACAUUGGACGCUUCAUUGUUGCUACGUUUUUUACCUUCCUGAAUAUCUGUGUGCAGUUCGUCACCAUUUGCUACUCUGCGCCUAUUUUGUCCCCCAUACCAGUUGUGAUUAUUCUUUUCCUGUAUUUCUUUGUCGCUAAAUCGUAUCUCAUGGCUUCGAAGAAGUUGCAAUGGAUAAUGCUGGAAGGCAACAGUUCAAUAAAUGCAGUAUAUGGUGAUGUGAUAACUGGUUCUGAAAUAUACAGGAGCUUCCGCAGGGAGCAGCUGUGCGUGGACCAUGUCCGCAAUUAUUCGGAGAGUUUUUUCGCUAUAAAAUUUCUUAAAAUAGCCGUUACUUCGUGGGCUAUGUUGACAUGUAAGCUUUUCGUAUCUGUUAUGGUCUUAUGUGCUGCGUUGGUACCCGUUUUAUACGCAUAUAUAAGGGGGGUGGAGUUGAAGGUGGCUCAAGUGGGUUUAGGAAUUACGUAUUCUUUGGGCAUAAACGGCCUCCUUAACGCCUUCAUGUUUAACUUUUCCAUGCUAGAAAAGCAAAUGUGUUCCAUGGUUCGAUUUCGGGAAUAUUUCCUCCAGACCAGGAUUCGUUUGGUGGAUCGCGUUGACAAGAACAUCGAGAUGGUACCAGGGAGCUCAUCGCUGCACGAAGACGCCGACUAUAUGCAUAAGCAUUUGAUCGAGCUUACACAGCGUCGGAAAAAUGAGUUCCGACAAUGUAUGUUCAGGAGAUAUAGGUCAAUUGUGAGCACGUUAUUAUACCGCCCGAAGUUUGAGUUGCUGGACACCGGCGACUACUUCGCAGGAGAGCACACAGCCCUUGAACUGCAUAACGUCAAGGUGCCCGAACCCACCCAGGAAUUCAAUGCCAACAAGAAUUACAUUUUGAAGGCCAUAACGGCUAGCGCCCGUGCUGGAGAUGUGGUUGGUAUUGUGGGCCGCACAGGCGCCGGCAAGAGUACGCUGUUGAGUGUGCUGCAAAACAUAGCAGCGGGAAGGGAAGGUUCCGUGCUGCUUGACGGCCGGGAGCUAAACACUAUCCCACGCAAGGUGCUGCGUCACAUUAUCGGCGUGCUGCCGCAGAUGCCGUUCGUGUUCAAGGGUUGGACCCUACGUCGUUUCCUCGAUCCCCGUAUGUUGCACUCCGACGACGAGAUCAUGCACGCGUUGGAGUGCUGCGGCCUGAUGGAUCUCGUCCAGUCGCUGCCCGGGGCCAAUCCGCUGGACACUGUCCUAGUGCACGAGGACAUAACUGUGCAAAGGGGCUAUUACGUGAUCAUUCCCCUCAUACGCCUCAAGGGUGGACAGACUGUAACCACCUCCGACGACGCCGAGAGGGACGUGUCCACCGAUCGUCCGGAUGGCAACGUGACGUGCUUCUCGAUGAGCCAGCUACGUUUGUUAUCCUUUGCUCGUCUGGUGCUGUAUCGCAUGACUUAUCGCAUUCUGCUUAUAGACGAGCCGCCCUCCGACAACUGCGCAGGCCAGGACGGUGCGGACCAGGGCACUGCGAGCCCGUCUGGCGCGGAGUCACCGUCGGACGCGUCAGUGCCCAUCUACGACCUGGUGAAGAUGUUCUUCAGCCACUGCACGACGUUCAUCGUGGCGCACGACAAGAACGUGCUGCGGUCGUGCACGUCGGUGUGGGUGAUGCAGGGCGGCACGCUCGUCGAACGCUGCUCCACACAACAGUUCAUGGACAGGGGGAUGACCUUGACUGGCAGCACAGACGCCGAAACCGGCAGUCCUCGGCUCAUGUAG
This is a messenger RNA of Babesia ovata, 4644 nucleotides long. RefSeq names its product ABC ATP-binding domain containing protein. Gene Ontology annotation, molecular function: ATP binding; ABC-type transporter activity; ATP hydrolysis activity. Gene Ontology annotation, cellular component: membrane. The transcript is spliced from 2 exons. The record is from RefSeq and is a predicted model, not a curated record. NCBI's taxonomy places the organism in Eukaryota, Apicomplexa, Aconoidasida, Piroplasmida, Babesiidae. Gene Ontology annotation, biological process: transmembrane transport. The coding region runs from base 1 to 4644 and encodes 1547 amino acids.